GGAAUCAACCCGUCUGGGAGUUUCAAUCCCCCUUAAUUUUUGAUAAUCAUGAUUUGUUUUCUUAAUUAAUUCUCACAUCCUUUAAUCAUUCCAAUUCCCUUUCUCUGUAGGGACUGGCAGAUCAAAAAGAUUCUGUUUCUUCUUCAUCUUCUUCUUCCUCACUCACUCAGACACAGACAAACCGAUAGGACAUUGGUUCGCUUUUAUCAACUUGGGUUCCUUCAAACAAAGACACCCUUCUUCCUGACUCUUCCCUCUCAGCCAUUUCUCCCACCCAAUUGCCCACAGAUCAUCAUCAUCAUCAUGAUGCCGGCGAACAUUUGCAGUUUCGCCGUCGCCCUCUUUCUCUCUCUUACCCUUUUGGCCUCUGCUUCUCUCUCUUUGGACGACGGCGACGACACCUCUGCUCUUACUCGCUUCCGUCUUCAAGCUGAUUCUCACGGCGGCCUUCUAAGAAAUUGGACUGGUUCUGAUGCCUGUGCUUCUUCAUGGCGUGGAGUUCAAUGCUCUGUUAAUGGCCGUGUUGUUGCUCUUUCUCUUCCUUCUAUGAACUUACGAGGACCCAUUGAGUCUCUUGCGCCGCUCCACCAGCUCCGCGUUCUCGACCUCCACGACAACCGUUUGAAUGGUACCAUUUCGCCGCUUCUGAACUGCACGAAUCUCAAGCUGUUGUAUCUCUCUGGCAACGACUUCUCUGGAGAGAUUCCGCCGGAGAUCUCUUCUCUACGGCGACUCCUAAGGCUAGAUUUGUCAGAUAACAACAUCCGCGGCGGAAUCCCGGAGGAUCUCGCUAAAUUGUCUCGGCUUCUUACACUCCGUUUGCAGAACAAUGUUCUCUCCGGUACGGUGCCCGAUUUCUCUGUUUCGCUUGUGAAUCUCACUGAACUUAAUUUAACCAACAAUGAACUGUCCGACCGGUUACCGGACGGGAUGAUGAAGAAAUUCGGCGAGAAGAGUUUCACUGGAAACGAAGGGAUUUGUGGAUCGAGUCCGUUACCGAUCUGUUCGGUUACUGGUUCACCGCCGGAGAUGGAUUCUAGCAGAACGGUACCUUCAAAUCCAAGCUCAUUGCCGCAAAACCCUAUCAUCAGUUCAUAUAAUAAAGAAUCGCGAAAAGGGCUUAGCCCUGGCGCGAUUGUCGCGAUUGUGAUCGCAAAUUGCGUAGCGUUGCUUGUAAUCAUCUCGUUUAUUGUGGCGUAUUACUGCGCUCGUGAUCGUGACCGGAGUUCAAGCUCCAUGGCCGGAAGCGAGAGCGGUAAGAGAAGGAAGAGCGGAAGUAGCUACGGCAGCGAGAAGAAGGUGUACGCCAACGGCGGCGGCGACAGUGAUGGCACUAACGCUACAGACAGAAGCAAAUUGGUGUUCUUCGAUUGGAAGAAGCAAUUCGAGCUUGAAGAUUUGUUGAGAGCGUCGGCGGAGAUGCUCGGAAAAGGAAGCUUGGGGACUGUUUACAGGGCGGUGCUGGACGACGGUUGUACGGUGGCGGUGAAGAGAUUGAAGGACGCAAACCCAUGUCCGAGGAAGGAUUUUGAACAGUAUAUGGAGGUGAUUGGGAAGCUUAAGCAUCCAAAUAUUGUUAGAUUGAGAGCUUUUUACUACGCUAAAGAAGAAAAGCUUCUGGUUUAUGAAUAUCUUCCAAAUGGGAGUCUUCAUAAUCUUCUCCAUGGGAAUCGAGGGCCAGGGAGGAUUCCAUUGGAUUGGACGACCAGGAUCAGUUUAGUUCUUGGAGCUGCUCGUGGGCUAGCAGCCAUCCAUGGAGAAUACAAAGCUUCAAACAUUCCCCAUGGCAAUGUCAAAUCUUCCAAUGUUCUUCUCGACAAAAAUGGAGUUGCUUGCAUUUCCGAUUUCGGGUUGUCUCUUCUUCUCAAUCCCGUUCAUGCCAUUGCACGGUUGGGAGGAUACAAAGCACCCGAACAAGACGAGACGAAACGACUCUCUCAAAAGGCAGAUGUUUAUAGCUUUGGAGUUUUGUUGUUAGAAGUCUUGACGGGGCGUGCUCCGUCGCUCUACCCGUCACCUUCGCGCCCACGUAACGACAAGGAAGAGUUGUCGGUGGACCUCCCGAAAUGGGUUCGAUCCGUGGUGAAGGAAGAGUGGACGGCUGAGGUGUUUGAUCCGGAGCUAUUGAGGUAUAAGAACAUUGAGGAGGAGCUUGUGUCUAUGCUUCAUGUGGGGUUGGCUUGUGUUCUUCCUCAGCCUGAGAAGAGACCAACAAUGGCGGAAGUGACAAAGAUGAUCGAAGAUAUUAGGGUCGAGCAGUCCCCGCUCGGAGAAGACUACGACGAAUCGCGUAACUCGCUUUCGCCUUCCAUUGCCGCCACAGAAGAUGGUAUGGCGUAGCCAUAAGUUUUGAGGUGGAUUGUUCCUUGAGAUGAUGUUUAGUUUAAGUUAAUAUUCUCUGCAUUUUCUCAUGCAAAUUUAUGUAUUUAUUAGAAUUUCUUUGGUGAUUACUCUUAGAAACUUUGAUCCAUGUUUGCUCUGCGUGACAGUGGGAAGCUUCACUUGAUCUUCCCAUAAACCCCUCAUUAAGCUAAUUAAUUAGUUCCCUGUCAUGUAAUUUAAGGGUUCUUUUUAAUUUUUUUAAUUCUCAUGUAAGUCUUAAAAUAAGGUAAUAUAAUGCCAUCGUGGAUUUUAUUUAA
Molecule: messenger RNA, 2639 nt
Organism: Cucurbita moschata (crookneck pumpkin)
Lineage: Eukaryota; Viridiplantae; Streptophyta; Magnoliopsida; Cucurbitales; Cucurbitaceae
Product: leucine-rich repeat receptor-like protein kinase PXC1
Exons: 2
Coding region: 304-2340 (678 amino acids)
Biological process (GO): protein phosphorylation
Molecular function (GO): protein kinase activity; ATP binding; protein binding
Source: RefSeq, a predicted model, not a curated record